AUGUAUGCAUGUGCAGCUUUAGCGGCAUGUCACUACAACGUGAGGCUAGCGACCAAUCAAUACCAACGGGAGUUUUACAAAUUCAAGGGCAAAGCGAUGAAGCGACUUCAAGAGGAUCUAUAUUCCCAAGCUCGAGCUAUCCACCCGGGAACUCUCGCUACAAUACUGAUGCUCUGUCUUUGUGAUCUCUGCCAGGGCGGUGCUUCGGAUUUCGAGUCUCAUUUUCAAGGGGCUAAAAAAUUAAUGGAAUUACGUCAAGAACGCACCUUGGGAUGCUUUGUGGAACAGUACUUGAUAUGGCUGGAUGUGAUGGCAGCUGCCUCCCAUUCUAGAUCCACAGUUUUUGCUGCACAAGAUAUACAAGAAUUACUCUACGAAAGUGGAGACUUUUGGGGCUUUGACGCGAUUCCUUGUCCGUUGGAUCAAUUUAAGGUGAUUCAUGAGAUCGGUACUCUGCACAAGGAAUCGGCGAGUCCAGACACCACUUCAAUGGAAAGAAUGGAUCAGGUUCAUGAUAUCAAACAUAGACUGUUGCAAGGUCCAAUACAUUCGCAAAGAGGCCAGAAUUGGUUUCAUUUGACGGAGGCGUAUCGAUACGCCAUCAUUCUGUACCUGCUGCGACUUUUCUCCUGCGACGUGGAUGAGUACGAAUUAAACUGGCUUGUCAGCAGUGUGCUAUAUCAUGUGAAGUCUACUCCGCCCGCGUCUGGCUGGUCGGAUCAGCUGCUAUGGCCAUUGUUCCAUGCAGCGGUAGAGAUCAAGGAUACAAAACAACGAGAAUGGAUUCGCGAGCGGGCCCAGUGUAUGCAAUUCUCCGGGGGAUUUGGCAACGUACAAAGUGCACUCAAGAUUCUAGAAGGUGUGUGGAUGGGGAGUCGGCCUCCAGAAUAUUUGGACAUGAUGCUGGGAUGGGGAGAUGGAACAAUACUUCUUAUAUGA
This is a messenger RNA of Penicillium pulvis, 939 nucleotides long. RefSeq names its product fungal specific transcription factor domain-containing protein. The record is from RefSeq and is a predicted model, not a curated record. Gene Ontology annotation, biological process: positive regulation of transcription by RNA polymerase II. Lineage: Eukaryota; Fungi; Ascomycota; Eurotiomycetes; Eurotiales; Aspergillaceae. The transcript is spliced from 2 exons. Gene Ontology annotation, molecular function: transcription cis-regulatory region binding; DNA-binding transcription factor activity. Bases 1 to 939 code for a protein of 312 amino acids. Gene Ontology annotation, cellular component: nucleus.